AUGGUUGCAGCUGCAUAAACAGGAGCUCCUAAAAAAAAUCCUUUGAAAGCUAUUAUUUCAGGUGGUCUUGCUGGAGGUAUCGAAAUUAUGAUUACUUAUCCCACCGAAUUCGUCAAAACAAAGAUGCAACUUUAUCCUGAUUUAGCUAAAAAAGGCAUAAUGUUCUGUGCUAAUGAUACAAUAAAGAAACACGGAAUAAUAGGAUUAUAUAGAGGAUAGUCAGUUUUAAUUUUGUUUUCUGUUCCAAAAGUAGCCGCUCGUUUUGGUGCAAACGAAUAUUUAAAACAACAUUAUUUUACUGACAAAAAUAAUAGAUAUCAUACUUUCUGUGCCGGUUUAGGUGCUGGUAUUUUCGAAGCAAUAACAGUUGUUACACCUUCUGAGACUAUAAAAGUGAAAUUGAUUCAUGAUCUUUUACUCGAUUAACCUAAAUUUAGAGGACUUAUACAUGGUUGCACUAGUAUUUCUAAAUAAUAUGGAAUCUCUGGUCUUUAUAAAGGUUUGGUUCCUACCAUUUUGAAAUAAGGAAGUAAUUAAGGUAUUAGAUUUUUAGUAUAUGGAGAUGUGAAUAAAUAAUUACAAGCAUUAGGAUGUAAUUAGAUUGUUUCAAGUUUACUUGCCAGUGGUUUUGCUGGUAUAUGCUCUACUUUAGCUAAUACACCAGUUGAUGUUAUUAAAACUAAUAUGUAAGGCCUAAAUGCUGGAAAAUAUAAGAAUUGGUUCGAUUGUGCAGCCCAUAUUGCAAAAAAUGAAGGGUUAAAAGGAUUUUAUAAAGGAACUGUGGCUAGACUUUCGAGAGUUGUGGCUGAUGUUGCUAUCACUUUCACAUUGUUUGAGUAAAUUUCAAAAGGUUUAAAUUAUGUUUGGCCUGAUAAACAUUGA
Messenger RNA from Ichthyophthirius multifiliis, 882 nucleotides. Its product is annotated as mitochondrial carrier protein, putative. Gene Ontology annotation, biological process: mitochondrial citrate transmembrane transport. The transcript is spliced from 5 exons. NCBI's taxonomy places the organism in Eukaryota, Ciliophora, Oligohymenophorea, Hymenostomatida. The record is from RefSeq and is a predicted model, not a curated record.